Molecule: messenger RNA, 495 nt
Organism: Eriocheir sinensis (Chinese mitten crab)
Lineage: Eukaryota; Metazoa; Arthropoda; Malacostraca; Decapoda; Varunidae
Exons: 6
Coding region: 1-495 (164 amino acids)
Source: RefSeq, a predicted model, not a curated record
AUGAGUGUGCUAAGUUUGUUCCGCAACACGUCCUCCGCGGCGGGUGAAGUAGUGACGCUCCGGGACUGCCUCUACUCUGGCGGAGGCGGCGACGGCGGCGGUGAAGGGUUCUCUCACGCCUCCUGGGCCGUCAUCUCCACCUGCGACGGGCUGGACGUGUGCGCGGAGAUCUGGUGCGUCAACGGGCCGAAGCUGCGGAGUCCAGGGGCGUCGGCUCUGGACGGCACCCGCUGCGGGAGAAACGCCAAUCGAAAACAAGUUAAAGGAAGCAAAAAGAACGUGAAGAAACCUCGCAGAGUAUUGGGUAGGUCUGGUAGGCGAAACCCUCUGCCCAACAUAAGCAAGAUCGAAUCCCCGACCCACCUGAUAAUCAAGGAAAGGAUGAAUUACGUCGAGGGCAAGGGAUGGAAGAUGCACAUUCUCAAGAUACAGACGACCAAGUUGUCGAAUAGAAGAGUCACCGUGAAAAAGUACACAAUCAAAUGCGCUGCUUAA